Molecule: messenger RNA, 2020 nt
Organism: Lagopus muta (rock ptarmigan)
Lineage: Eukaryota; Metazoa; Chordata; Aves; Galliformes; Phasianidae
Product: putative pre-mRNA-splicing factor ATP-dependent RNA helicase DHX16
Exons: 2
Coding region: 1-1137 (378 amino acids)
Source: RefSeq, a predicted model, not a curated record
AUGAUCGAGACCAACCCCCCCUAUAUCAAAAUGCCUCCGCACCAGCGCUCAGACACCGACACUUACCCUGAAGUUUUACUCAUUUUCUCAUGUUUUGUCUCUCCUGUCUUUUUUUUUAGUUAUUUUUGGCGUUGUUUGACUAACUCCUCCUCCACCUCCUCCAGUGACAGCGACACCAAAGCGAAGCGGCACGGCAAAAGGAAGCGAGGGAAACACAAAGACAAGAAGAAGAAGAUAAAGAAGAAAUUGAAGAAGUCAAAAGAAAGAGUGAAGGAGGACAGAGGCGUGAGUGAGGCACUGCCCGGCCCUUCACUGGAGCUGUGGCAGAAGGAGCCACAGGUCGACCCCGGGCCAGUUUUGACAGAUGAGCAGAAGUCCCGAAUCCAGGCUAUGAAGCCAAUGACAAAGGAGGAAUGGGACGUGAGGCAGAGCGUUAUCAGAAGAGUGGUGGAUCCUGAAACAGGGAGAACCAGGCUUAUUAAGGGAGAUGGAGAAGUGUUGGAGGAAAUCAUCAGCAAGGAGAGACACAAGGAGAUUAACAAGCAGGAGCAUAAUGUCAGGAUGUACAUAGAAGAACAGGAUGACCAGGAUGGAUCCACAUGGAAGUGCAUUGUUAGAAACAGAAAUGAGCUUGCUGAGACCCUUGAGCUCCUGAAAGCACAAAUUGAUCCUGCCCUGCUGAAAAACAAUUCUCAGCAGGAGAAUUCAUCACGUGAAAGCCCAAGUAUAGAAGAUGAAGACACCAAAAAGGGUGAAGAAGCAUCUACACAAGAAAACCAAUUAAAAAUCAAAGAAGAAAAAGACGAGGUGGAGGAACAGUCAAAGGAAUUGGAAAGUCUUCCUCUUCCUGUGGUCAAAGAGGAUGAAAACAUGAUGAAAAUAGAGAAGGCUGAAGAAAAAGAAAUUAUAAAAUUGCCAGUAAGAGUAAAAUUAGAGAAGCCUUCGGAAUACAACGAAGAGAAACAAACUGUCCAAGAAGAAAGCGACUCCUUUAAAGAAAAUGUGAAGCCUGUUAAAGCAGAGGUGAAGGAAAACAAAAUAGAACCAAAAGACCUAAAGGAAGUAAAAAGUUCUACUGACAAAAUAGCAGUUCAUGAGCCCGAGAGGUUAGAAUUUUGUGUUAAUAGUGGGGAAUGAUGAAGAUUGCUGCCACCAGGCCAUCCCCAAAUAGCAGCUCCUUCGAUGAGCUCGCCCUCCAGAUCUUCAUCUCUGCUCUGGGCGCUGCUCCCAAACGUGGGGGACCUGCAACCUCAGCCAACCACAAAUCCAGGUCAAAGCUGGCUCUGGAAUGGAUUCCCUGGCUAUAAGAUGGACGCAAGUGGUAGAACUAGAAGAAAAAAAGACACUGCUGGAGGGCGUGUUUGGAGUUUGGCUGCUUCGUGCUCCACUGCUGGGCAUUUUUAAUUCGAGCGAUACGUAACAAACGAAGAUAUGAACAGCAGGAAGUACGUGAACAUUUGCUAUAAUCAAUAAGUAUUUAAAUAACAAUUAAAAAAUGCUUGUAAAUCCUUCCUGACCUAACGACACGGUUUUCUCAUCCCAGAAUUAAUCAAAACCGCUCUUCCCAAAUAAUUCACACUGUACGCGCGCACAAAAAAUGGCCCUUUUCAGUGUUUGGUAGUUAAUUUCUUCUGUAGCGCAUCUGGUCGGCCGUUUGCUGCCCAGAAUAUCCUGAUCACUUUUAAUUCUGUUCUCUUCUUAGAACUAUCGGAUACGCUUACGGCCGCCCCCACGUACAAAAGGUCUGCGAAACGAAGAAACGCAUCGGAGCGCUCUGAUUUGAGUUAAAAAGAAAUAUCAUCGAAUUAAAGGGCCGAUGGUUCCCGUUAAAGGCGUGCUCCGUAUCUUUUCAUUUCGCGUGCUACCAGGAUCAAAGCACGGCCCUGCUACACCAUCAGCCCGGACAGUGUGAGAGCCGGUGCUGCCCUUAACGCAGACCAUAUGGCGAGACGUAUCGACGGGACGACAGGGCUGCGCUCUCCUGUCAGGCCUUCUUCAUCAUUUCCACCGCAGCUCUUUU